UUGAGAUUUUGGAUGAUGAAUAAACGAUGACAUUUCAUGAUUCAACGGAAACCUCCGUGUUUGUAAGUAAACAAUGAGAUUGAAAUAAGAGGGUGGAUCAUGGAUGUUUGGGGUGGUUUGGACUUCGGAUGUUGUGACGAAGAACUGAAGAAGAAAUAACUGAUGAGUGUUGUUAGCACACUUGAGUCGUGACUCGUGAGUCGAGCAGACUUGGGAUGAUGGGAGGGCAAAGCCGCAAAGGUAUCAUCAGGGAGGAUGAUGAUGAGUGGAACUGCGAACUUGCGAGGGACAAGGAGCCAGGGUUUUCUUCUUCUAUCUUUGUAGAGGCCUCUCCGGCUAUCCCCCCCCCUGACGUCAAGACGUCAAGACGUCAAGCCGUCAAGAGAGGUUAUAGGGUUUAUACUCGAUUUCAAUUUUCGAGCCACCUGGGGGGUUAUGGCUUAUAGGCGUCGUCGUUCUCUCUUCGUCUGCUUCUUCUUAAUCAUUUAAUUCAUUAAUAUUACUAUUUUUCAAUCAAACACCACCACCACCACCACCUCCUAAUAAACCUGAAUUGCCAUGAAGUUGUCGUUGCAUUGCUUUGCAUUCUUUUGAAUUGAAUUUGUGCAUUAUCCCUUCAUUAUUUCCUUUAAAAAUGGAAGUACGGGAUUCCAAUAAGCGGCGCAAAUGGGAUGAGUUCCCGUCCCUUUCCACUCGCAAGAGAAGAAGAAUUGUCGUGUUGAAGGCGGGAUUCUUCUAUCUCAAGUCCAUCCAUGGCGUUCCUCUACUUUCCUCUACCACCGCCUCUCCUUGUCAAUCAAUCUGUCUACGGUCGGACCGGAUCUAUACCAUCGGUCGCCAGAGACAGUCCUGUGAAAUUGUCUUCCAGGAUCCUCGAAUCAGCAGGCGACAUUGCCAGAUUUUCUUCGAUGCCUCUGCCCGCAAGAUUUUCAUUCUAGACGGAUGCUUCUCUCCUUCUACUUCUUCUACUCUUGAUCCCGAUGAGGUUAGAAGAAGAUUUCGGUUUGUAUUGGAAGGUAAGCGGGCUCCAGACUGUUUUACUGUUGCCGCUUCUUCCAAUGGUGUCUUCGUUAAUGGUCUCAGGCUUUCCCAAGGCUCUGUCAUGGAGGUUUCGGUUGGCGAUGAGGUCUCCCUUGCCUGUGGUAACCAAUUCGAUUCCAGUUUUCGGAUUAAGAUUGGGUUCGUCUUGGAAAGAGUUAUUUCCACGGAGGAAGAUAUCGGCUGCCGGGGCUUAUUUGGAGGAUCCAAGACUAUUGUCCGACUCGGAAGCUCCGAGGGCCGGGAAUGCAUUGGCGGUGGAAGUGUAAACGUUGUCAAUUCCAGGACAAUUACUGUGAGCAGAGAUUAUCCUCUUCAUGGUUCGGGACACCAAGACGUUAUUGGCAGGGCUGUUUCGCUCUUAGAUCAUUGCAGGCAGAUAUUACGAAGUGUGGACCCAAUAAAUUAUAUCCGGGAAUGUACGUUUUCCAACACGGCAAAGGAGGAUUGCACUGAAAACAAAGUUCCAAGUUCGCAACCAGAUGACAUGUUGGAUAUUCCAUUGCCUACUAAGCCCGUGUUGUUACACAAUUGUACAGCUGCAACUAGCUCUGAGCGACAACCACUUCCUCUCCGUACCUUGGCUGGUGCUGCAGAAGCAGCAGGUAAUUUGGUGAAUGGAGAUACUAGGAACACAGAGGAAUUAGAGGAUACCAGAGUUUCUGCUAAGAAAACUAUAUCCACUUCUAACCAAAAUGGUCUAUCCUCGAAUCCUCUAGGCGAAGCACAUCAAGCCGAUAGUGGUUCUCAUACAAAGAAACAUAGGAGCAUCAAAUCAUCUGGGAAGACAUUCUAUUUGAACCGCCUUGAAUUUAUGAACCACAGUACACCGGACCAGCGCACUGUGGUUUCUUUGCCAGAGCUUCUUCAUCCUAUUGAAAGCCUUUCACGCAUAUUCAUUGCAACAUUUACGACUGAUGUUUCCUGGUUUUUAUCAUAUUGUGAAGUUCCAAACCACCUCCCUGUUACAAUUGCAUGUCAUAAUAGUGAGAGAUGCUGGGAUUCAAGCCCUGAUAAAAGAACUUCGAUUCCACACUCAGAUUUUCCAAAUGUAAUGCUAGUUUAUCCCCAAUUUCCUGAGGUUAUAGCCUUUGGCAAACAACGCAAGGCACAAGGUGUUGCAUGCCAUCAUCCGAAACUAUUCGUUUUGCAAAGAGAAGAUAGCAUCCGUGUAAUUGUUACUUCAGCAAAUUUAGUGUCUCGUCAGUGGAAUAAUGUGACUAAUACUGUUUGGUGGCAAGACUUUCCUCGCCAAACUGAACCUGAUUAUUCUUCUCUUUUUACUCAACCUUCUGAUGGGGAAGCAGUUUUAGAUUCAAAAUCUGAUUUCUCUUCACAUUUGGCUGGAUUUAUGGCCUCUCUAGUUGCUGAUGUACCCAGUCAGGCACAUUGGAUCAUAGAAUUGACCAAGUAUGACUUUGGAGGAGCUGCUGGACACUUGGUUGCUUCAGUCCCAGGACUGCAUAUUCAGAAAACCCCAUACCCACUAGAAUACAUGCACUUCCUAUCCGCUCACCAGUGUAUGAUGCAAUCAACUGGCAUAAGAUUCCUAGGCUCUGUUGAAGCAUCUGUGGUGGGUCUGAGCCACCGUUUUCAUACUGCAGCUGAUUCAAGUGGUGUACAGCUUAAGACACUGGCUACUUUCCUUGGAAAGUGCCAAGAAAAUGCAUACGCGAUGACAGAAGUUAUCUUAAAAAGAAAUACUAAUAUACCAGCAGAUGCAAAUGCUGUGAGUGUUCUUGUUUGUAAUCUAGAUGAGUUCUCUGAGGGAGAUUACAUUCAACUUGGGUUUCUACCUAGAGAUAUUGCAAAGUGGGUGGCACCUUUGUGUGAUAUUGGGUUUUUCAGGUUCUCUGCUUGUAUUUUUCCAACAGAAGCUCUUGCAGCUGCUUUAGAAGGGAUCAACAGCAAAGUUCGAUUGAUAUUAUAUGUGUCACAGGGGCCAAAGUUUGCUGAAAUAUCAAGGAUUCUGCAAGCUGAACAUGUUCCUGCAAUUUGUUCACUUGUUGCAUCCAUACAUAGGUGUGUAGGCCUAUGGCGCUUACAGGAGGUGUUAAGUCGGCACAAGUGGCCUGAAUCACUAGAAACUGAUUUCAUUUAUGGUUCAUCUUCAAUUGGAACAUCAGUCAAUGCAAACUUUUUAGCUGCAUUUUCAGCAGCUGCUGGAAAGAGGUUUUCUCACUUCUCGGAGUCUGAGGAGUCUGACCCGGAGUGGGGCCGCUGGAAUGCUAGUCAAGAAUUAAAAAGUCCAUCUAUGAAGAUCAUCUUCCCCACCAUUGAAAGUGUGAAAGACACAUCUUCUGGAAUUUGGCCAGCCAGACAUGUUCUUUGCCUCUCAGAGAAGACAUGGCAGAGGUUGAGAACUGUGGACAUAUUUCACAAUGCAGUUCCUUAUCCCCAUGAUAGAGUCGGCUACCCAAUGCAUGUCAAGGUGGCACGGAGACGCUUCAUGUCAAAAACUGAUUCAUCUUCUUUCGGAUGGGUCUAUUGUGGAUCACAUAAUUUCAGCCCAGCUGCAUGGGGACGUCCAUUAUCCUAUUCUUCCUGUCCAAAAGCGGAUGGAGCUGUGGGCACCAACUCUGCUCAGCAUUCCAAGCUCCACCUCUGUAACUAUGAACUAGGGAUCAUUUUCACCAUUCCCCCAUCAGAUAGGAGUAUGAAUUUGGAUGAUAUAGCUCUGCCAUUUGUCAUACCUGCCCCAAAAUACGGACCCAGAGAUCAGCCAGCAACAGCACAGGCCAUGAAGGAGGCCUUAUUUGAACUUGCAGAAAAAAAGAAGCACAUGGAAGGAGCAAUGAUGGAAGAUGUUAUGACAGAUGAGGAGUUCCUGGAUGAAGAAGAAGAAGAAAUAGUGGAGACAAAAGAUUAUGUUGAUGAGGAGAGAGAGGAAGAGAAUACUUAUGCAGAGACACUUUGGAGCCAAGUGGAUUCAUUAGAUAAUUAAUAUAAUUCACGAUGAGACCCUGUUUACAUACUUCCUGGUAAGUAAAAAAGAAGAGGCUAGUUAUUUAGAUACCAAGCUUCUUCCAUUGGAGUGGUCCACUUGUCAGGGAGCACUGUUGUAUUAUUUUUUUCUGCUUUUUAUGUAAGACUACUGUGUUUUUCUGAUAGUAUGCAUUCAGGUUAUAGAGGAGGUUGUGUGUGAGAAGUACA
Macadamia integrifolia is the source of this 4191-nucleotide messenger RNA. RefSeq lists its product as uncharacterized. Gene Ontology annotation, cellular component: nucleus. The record is from RefSeq and is a predicted model, not a curated record. The transcript is spliced from 13 exons. Gene Ontology annotation, biological process: DNA repair. Gene Ontology annotation, molecular function: protein binding; hydrolase activity, acting on acid anhydrides, in phosphorus-containing anhydrides; phosphoric diester hydrolase activity. Lineage: Eukaryota; Viridiplantae; Streptophyta; Magnoliopsida; Proteales; Proteaceae. Bases 635 to 3982 code for a protein of 1115 amino acids.